Betta splendens (Siamese fighting fish) is the source of this 2691-nucleotide messenger RNA. RefSeq names its product fatty acid amide hydrolase 2b (gene faah2b). The record is from RefSeq and is a predicted model, not a curated record. Bases 130 to 1716 code for a protein of 528 amino acids. The transcript is spliced from 11 exons. NCBI's taxonomy places the organism in Eukaryota, Metazoa, Chordata, Actinopteri, Anabantiformes, Osphronemidae.
UCCGGUCCCAUCACGCGCCUGCGCGAGCUUGACCACUAGGUAUAAACUUAUCGAGCCGUCGCCCCCGUCCAGUUCCGUGGUGAACGGCCGCCGAGCUCCCGCUGGCCCUGCGACCUCCCCGCGUGCAACAUGGCUGUGAGCUUCCUGGAGCGCGCGCAGGCAUGGCUGUUCAAGGCGCUCAUGGGCGUCCUUUUAGCCUUCUUCCAGAUGUUCUCCUCUCCGAAGCCCGGCGUUUCCUCCAAGAAGCUGCCUCCCGUCGACAACCCGCUGCUGCUCAUGUCAGCGACGCAGCUCGCCACAAAGAUCCGAAGAAAAGAGGUGUCAAGUGUUGAGGUGGUGCAGGCUUACAUCGACAGGAUCCAGGAAGUGAACCCGUUCCUCAAUGCUGUGGUCAAAGACAGGUUUGCUGCGGCGCUUCAGGAGUCGGCCCAGGUCGAUAAGCUGAUAGAGGAGGAAUCCGGAGGAGAGGAGGUGUUGGAGGACCGCCUGCCUUUACUGGGAGUCCCACUGUCUGUCAAAGAGUCCUUUGCCCUCCAGGGCAUGCCCUUCACUACAGGCGUGGUAUCCAGACAAGGGGUGGUGUCCAACACUGAUGCUCCACCGGUGGCCCUGCUGAAGAGAGCGGGCGCCAUCCCUCUGUGCGUCACCAACACCAGCGAGCUGUGCAUGUGGUGGGAGUCCAGCAACCACCUGUACGGCAUCACCAACAACCCGUACAACCUGGAGAGGAUCCCAGGAGGAAGCUCAGGUGGAGAGGGCAGCAUACUGGGAGGAGCGGGCGCCGUCAUCGGCAUUGGCUCGGACAUCGGCGGCAGCAUUCGUAUUCCCUCUUUCUUCAACGGAGUGUUUGGACAUAAAACUACUCCUGGGGUCGUGUCCAUUGAAAACCAGUACCCUACGCUGUCCGGCAGACAGGAGGAGUACGUCAGCGCCGGUCCCAUGUGCCGCUACGCUGAGGACCUGCUGCCCAUGCUGAAGAUCAUGGCGGGACCCAAAGCUGACAUGUUGUCCUUAAACAAAAAGGUUGAUCUGAAGAAGCUACGGUUCUUCACCAUUCCUCAUGACGGCGGCUCUCCUCUGGUGUCUCCUGUCAGCAAAGAGAUCAUAGACAUACAGAGGAAGAUGGUGAAACGUCUAGAGGCCGACCUCGGCGUGAAAGUCCAAGAAGUGCAAUUCCCUGAGCUGUGUCACAGCUUCCACAUAUGGAACACCUACAUGAGUCUCCCUGACAAGGAGGGCAAGCCUCCUGUGCCGUUUGCUGCAUUGAUGGGGGAGCCAGGGCGACCAGUGUGGCCUCUGUGGGAGCUUCUGAAACGGAUGGUGGGAAAGUCUGAGCAUACUAUGGCUGCCAUCAGUGUGGCUCUGUUUGGGCUGUUUCGUGUGUCUAAUCCCGUCACCAGCGUAAUCCAGAAGGAGAAGCUGCAGAAAGAUGUGGAGGAGCUGUUGGGCAAUGAUGGCGUCCUGUUUUACCCCCCACACCCCCGGGUGGCACCCAAACACCACCACCCACUCUUCAGAUUCUUUGACUUUACUUACACAGCCAUCUUCAACACCCUGGGGCUGCCCGUCACCCAGUGUCCUCUGGGUUUGGGUGAGGAGGGCCUGCCCCUGGGCGUGCAGGUUGUUGCUGGGAAGCUGCAGGACCAUCUAACCCUGGCUGUGGCUUUGUACCUGGAAAAGGCGUUCGGAGGGUGGAGAGACCCCGGAGCCAAAUAGAACCACACAGUCAAGUCCAAAUCUCCAGCUGGUUGGAUCAGGAGCUGUGUAAAUCAGGGGUGCUCAAUCCUGGUCCUCGAGAGCUACGUCCUGCUGGUCUUCCAACUCUUCCGGCCGAUUACCUAGAUCAGGUGUUGGUAAGCUGCUGACUGGGUAAACACGCCUGGUCAAGGUAAUCAGUAUCAGCUGGGGCAGGGAAGAGUUGGAAAACUAGCAGGACGGUAGCUCUUAAGGACCAGGAUAGAGCACCCUGGUGUAAACUCUGUCUGGUCACUAGCAGCGUGUUGAAUGCUCAUGUGCAUUAUAGAUUUUUGUACUUGUGAGGGAUCAGACUUCUCCAAUAAGCCAUGACUUAAUUGAUUUAACUUGUUGUGCUAGGAUUACGGCACAUAAUUUUACAUUGCUUUUAAAUGUUUACAUUAUCAGAACAAAGGUUUUUACUGCUUGUGACAUGUUUUGUGUUUGACUUCUUUAGCACCGGAUCAUACUGCAAGAGAAUAAGAAUGGUACUUUUAGCAUUUUUUUUUACAGCAGCUAUAUAUACUGUUAUGAACUAAUAUAUUCAGGUACACAAACAAUGGAAGCUCAACUGGAACUUUGCCAAACACCUUUUACCAGGUAAAAACUUAAAAAAUAGGGAGUCCUGUAGUUACAGCUAAAAGUUUAUAAGAUGAACAUGUAUAUAUCUGAGGGGAGAUUAACAGUCUCCCUCUUGGAGGAUAAAACAAGACUAACUCGAAACCUCAAAAUACUGAAAGUAUUUGUGUGAUCAUGUGUGUUGCUUUAUAGUUAAAUUGUGGUACCCAUUUUAUGCAGCAAUGUUAGAAAUAAAAUUUAUUCUACUCAUACUUUAACAAUGUUUUGGCAUCACUUCUGUGAAGUCAUAGUGUUGAUCUAAGACUCCACUCUGCUCCAAACCAAAAGUUAAAGAAUGACAGUGAAAUAAAAGCAAGAUCAGUAGCAGCUUAAAGAUGA